UGGGGCAUGUGGGGCGGCUGCCCUAGACCACUUGUCCGUGAGGGUGCCUGUGGCCUCCGAGGGGUCCCGGGUCCCUCAUCUGACAGCCACCCUUGGCCCCGGCAGCCGCCUGUGAUGCUGCUGUCCCCUGUCGCCCCGUGGCCCCACGAUGACCCACAGCCCCGCGUCAAGCGAGGACGAGGAACGCCACAGUGCCAGCGAGUGUCCCGAGGGGGGCUCAGAGUCCGACAGCUCCCCAGACGGGCCCAGCAGAGGCCCCCGGGGGACCCGGGGCCAGGGCAGCGGGGCACCUGGUAGUCUGGCCUCCACCCGAGGCCUCCAGGGCCGCUCCAUGUCUGUCCCGGACGACGCCCACUUCAGCAUGAUGGUCUUCAGGAUUGGCAUCCCGGACCUGCACCAGACAAAAUGUCUCCGCUUCAACCCUGAUGCCACCAUCUGGACAGCCAAGCAACAGGUGCUCUGCGCCCUGAGCGAGAGCCUGCAGGAUGUGCUCAACUACGGUCUGUUCCAGCCGGCCACCUCCGGCCGCGAUGCCAACUUUCUGGAGGAGGAGCGGCUGCUUCGAGAGUACCCCCAGUCUUUUGAGAAGGGGGUGCCCUACCUGGAGUUCCGAUACAAGACCCGGGUUUACAAACAGACCAACCUGGAUGAGAAGCAGCUGGCUAAAUUGCACACGAAGACGGGGUUGAAGAAGUUCCUGGAAUACGUGCAGCUCGGGACGUCUGACAAGGUGGCAAGGCUGCUGGACAAGGGGCUGGACCCCAAUUAUCACGACUCGGAUUCGGGAGAGACCCCCCUGACGCUGGCAGCCCAGACCGAAGGCUCCGUAGAGGUGAUUCGAACCCUGUGCCUGGGAGGGGCCCACAUCGACUUCCGGGCCCGGGAUGGCAUGACCGCGCUGCACAAGGCCGCGUGUGCCCGUCACUGCCUGGCUCUCACGGCACUCCUGGACCUUGGGGGCUCCCCCAACUACAAGGACCGCCGAGGCCUGACCCCUCUGUUCCAUACGGCUAUGGUGGGGGGCGACCCCCGCUGCUGCGAGCUGCUCCUGUACAACAGGGCCCAGCUGGGCAUAGCUGAUGAGAACGGCUGGCAGGAGAUUCACCAGGCCUGCCAGCGAGGCCACUCUCAGCACCUGGAACACCUGCUCUUCUAUGGGGCUGAGCCGGGAGCCCAGAAUGCCUCGGGGAACACGGCCUUGCACAUCUGCGCCCUCUACAAUAAGGAGACCUGUGCUAGGAUCCUCCUCUAUCGAGGAGCUAACAAGGAUGUGAAGAAUAACAAUGGACAGACCCCCUUCCAGGUGGCUGUGAUCGCUGGGAAUUUUGAACUGGGGGAGCUGAUCCGAAACCAUCGAGAACAGGAUGUGGUGCCCUUCCAGGAGUCCCCCAAGUACGCAGCCCGGCGACGGGGACCCCCAGGCGCAGGGCUGACAGUGCCCCCGGCACUGCUUCGGGCCAACAGUGAUACCAGCAUGGCCCUGCCUGACUGGAUGGUGUUUGCCGCCCCGGGGACCUCGUCCUCUGGGGCCCCCGGCCCUACCUCAGGGCCCCAGGGUCAGUCGCAGCCCUCGGCCCCCAGCACCAAGCUCAGCAGUGGGACCCUCCGAAGUGCCAGCAGCCCCCGGGGCGCCCGGGCCCGCUCCCCAUCCCGUGGGAGGCACCCUGAAGAGGCCAAGAGGCAGCCCCGUGGACGGCCCAGCUCCAGCGGGACGCCCAGGGAAGGGCCUGCAGGGGGCACAGGGGGCUCAGGGGGCCCUGGGGGCUCCCUGGGCAGCCGCGGGAGGCGCAGGAAGCUCUACUCGGCGGUACCCGGACGCUCCUUCAUGGCCGUGAAGUCCUACCAGGCCCAAGCGGAGGGGGAGAUCUCCCUGAGCAAGGGCGAGAAGAUCAAAGUGCUUAGCAUCGGGGAAGGAGGCUUCUGGGAAGGCCAGGUCAAAGGUCGCAUUGGCUGGUUCCCCUCUGACUGCCUGGAAGAGGUGGCAAACCGCUCCCAGGAGGGAAAGCAAGAAAGCCGCAGUGACAAGGCAAAGAGACUCUUCCGGCAUUAUACCGUGGGCUCCUACGACAGCUUUGAUGCCCCAAGCUUGAUGGAUGGGAUUGGCCCAGGGAGCGAUUACAUCAUUAAGGAGAAGACAGUCUUGCUGCAGAAGAAGGACAGUGAGGGGUUUGGGUUCGUGCUCCGGGGGGGCCAAGGGUGAACCCCCAUCGAGGAGUUCACCCCCACCCCGGCCUUCCCGGCGCUGCAGUAUCUGGAGUCCGUGGAUGAGGGUGGCGUGGCAUGGCGAGCUGGACUGCGGAUGGGAGACUUCCUCAUCGAGGUGAACGGGCAGAAUGUGGUGAAGGUCGGCCACCGACAGGUGGUGAACAUGAUCCGCCAAGGGGGCAACACGCUGAUGGUCAAGGUGGUGAUGGUCACCAGGCACCCGGACAUGGAUGAGGCUGUCCAUAAGAAAGCACCCCAGCAGGCUAAGCGGCUCCCGCCCCCAGCCAUCUCUCUUCGUUCCAAGUCCAUGACCUCAGAGCUGGAGGAGAUGGAGUACGAGCAGCAGCCUCCGCCGGUGCCCAGCAUGGAGAAAAAGCGGACCGUGUAUCAGAUGGCUCUCAACAAACUGGAUGAAAUUUUGGCGGCAGCUCAGCAGACCAUCAGUGCAAGCGAGAGUCCUGGACCUGGUGGCCUUGCGUCGCUGGGCAAACACCGGCCCAAAGGCUUCUUUGCCACCGAGUCAAGCUUCGAUCCGCACCACCGCUCCCAGCCAAGUUAUGAACGUCCUUCUUACCUGCCUCCAGGACCCGGGCUUAUGCUCCGGCAAAAAUCUAUCGGGGCUGCAGAAGAUGAUAGACCCUACCUAGCACCCCCAGCCAUGAAGUUCAGCCGCAGCCUGUCUGUGCCCGGCUCGGAGGACAUCCCUCCGCCGCCCACCACGUCCCCACCGGAGCCCCCCUACAGCACACCUCCGGCCCCCUCCUCCUCUGGCCGCCUCACCCCAUCCCCCAGAGGAGGGCCCUUCAACCCCAGUUCGGGUGGCCCCCUCCCCUCCUCUUCCCCUGCGUCCUUCGAUGGGCCCUCCCCUCCCGACACGCGUGUAGGGGGCCGUGAGAAGAGCCUGUACCACGGCGGGCCCCUGCCCCCCGCCCACCACCACCCGCCCCACCACCACCACCAUCACGCCCCGCCCCCCCAGCCUCACCACCACCACGCCCACCCCCCUCAUCCCCCGGAGAUGGAGACGGGCGGCUCUCCCGACGACCCCCCACCCCGACUGGCCCUGGGGCCCCAGCCCAGCCUGCGCGGCUGGCGGGGUGGCGGGCCCGGCCCCACCCCGGGGGCCCCGUCCCCGUCGCACCACGGCGGCGGGGGCGGGGGCAUCGGCUCCUCCCAGGCCCCGGCCCUGCGCUACUUCCAGCUGCCCCCCCGGGCGGCCAGCGCGGCCAUGUACGUGCCAGCCCGCUCGGGCCGCGGGCGCAAGGGGCCCCUGGUCAAGCAGACCAAGGUCGAAGGCGAGCCCCAGAAGGGCGGCGGCCUCCCGCCCGCCCCCUCGCCCACGUCCCCGGCGUCCCCGCAGCCGCCGCCCGCCGCGGCCGCGCCCUCAGAGAAGAACUCCAUCCCCAUCCCCACCAUCAUCAUCAAGGCUCCGUCCACCAGUAGCAGCGGCCGAAGCAGCCAGGGCAGCAGCACCGAGGCGGAGCCCCCGACCCAGCCCGAGGCCGCGGGCGGCGGCGGCGGCGGCGGCUCGGCGCCCAGCCCCGCCCCGGCCAUGUCGCCGGUGCCGCCGUCGCCCUCGCCGGUGCCCACCCCCAGCUCGCCCAGCGGCCCGGCCACCCUCGACUUCACCAGCCAGUUCGGAGCGGCCCUGGUGGGCGCGGCGCGGAGGGAAGGCGGCUGGCAGAACGAAGCCCGCCGGCGGUCCACGCUCUUCCUCUCCACCGACGCGGGGGACGAGGACGGCGGCGACGGCGGGCUGGGCCCCGGGGCGCCCCCGGGCCCCCGGCUGCGCCACUCCAAAUCCAUCGACGAGGGCAUGUUCUCCGCCGAGCCCUACCUCCGGCUGGAGUCCGCGGGCGCGGGGAGCGGCGUCGGGUACGGGGGCUACGGGGCCGGGGGCCGAGCCUACGCGGGCAGCGGGGGCAGCAGCGCCUUCACCAGCUUCCUGCCGCCCCGACCCCUGGUCCACCCGCUGACCGGCAAGGCCCUGGACCCAGCCUCCCCGCUCGGGCUGGCCCUGGCCGCCCGAGAGCGGGCGCUGAAGGAGUCCUCGGAGGGCGGCGGGCCCCCCCAGCCCCCUCCAAGGCCCCCAUCGCCCCGCUACGAGGCGCCGCCGCCCACCCCGCACCACCACUCGCCCCACGCCCACCACGAGCCCGUGCUGCGUCUCUGGGGGGCCUCACCGCCGGACCCCGCCCGCCGGGAGCUGGGGUACCGGGCAGGGCUGGGCAGCCAGGAGAAGUCCCUUCCGGCCAGCCCUCCAGCGGCCCGACGCUCCUUGCUGCACCGCUUGCCCCCCACAGCUCCCGGGGUCGGGCCCCUCCUCCUGCAGCUGGGGCCCGAGCCCCCGGCCCCGCACCCCGGGGUGAGCAAGGCGUGGAGGUCGGGGGCCCCCGAGGAGCCGGAACGGCUGCCCCUCCACGUGCGGUUCCUCGAGAACUGCCAGCCCAGGGCCGGCGGCGCGGGCGGAAGGGGGCCCCCCUCGGAGGACGGGCCGGGGGUUCCGCCUCCCAGCCCGCGCCGGUCCGUACCGCCCUCGCCCACCUCCCCGCGGGGCGGCGAAGAGAACGGGCUCCCCCUGCUGGUCCUGCCGCCCCCCGCUCCCUCGGUGGACGUGGAAGACGGCGAAUUCCUCUUUGUGGAACCGCUGCCCCCGCCUCUGGAGUUCUCCAACAGCUUCGAGAAGCCGGAGUCGCCGCUCACACCCGGGCCGCCCCACCCGCUGCCGGACCCCCCCACCCCAACCACCCCGUUGCCCCCCGUGCCGCCGCCCGCCGUGGCCGCCGCGCCUCCCACCCUGGACUCCACGGCGUCCAGCCUGACUUCCUAUGACAGUGAGGUGGCCACGCUGACCCAGGGGGCCCCCGUGGCUCCCGGGGACCCCCCUCCGCCAGGCCCGCCGGCCCCGGCCGCCCCUGCUCCCCCGGCCCCACAGCCUGGCCCCGACCCGCCGCCUGGCACGGAUUCUGGUAUCGAGGAGGUGGACAGUCGGAGCAGCAGUGACCACCCGCUGGAGACCAUCAGCAGCGCGUCCACACUGAGCAGCCUUUCUGCCGAAGGCGGUGGCAGCGCCGGAGGCGGCGGCGGCGGCGGCGGCGGCGGGGCCGGUGUGGCCAGUGGGCCGGAGCUCCUGGACACGUAUGUGGCCUACCUGGACGGCCAGGCCUUCGGGGGGAGUGGUGCUCCCGGGCCACCGUACCCCCCGCAGCUCAUGACUCCUUCCAAGCUCCGGGGCCGGGCUCUGGGGACCAGCGGAGGCCUGCGGCCCGGCCCUAGUGGGGGACUCCGGGACCCUGUCACUCCCACCAGCCCCACGGUCUCUGUGACGGGGGCUGGAACGGAUGGGCUGCUGGCCCUGAGCGGUUGCACAGGACCCUCAUCGGCGGGUAUGGCGGGGGGUCCGGUGGCUAUAGAGCCAGAAGGCCCACCGGUGCCCUUGCCGUCAGCCUCCUCUCUGCCUCGGAAGCUGCUGCCCUGGGAGGAGGGCCCGGGCCCACCGCCACCACCCCUGCCCGGGCCCUUGGCCCAGCCUCAGGCCUCAGCCUUGGCCACAGUAAAAGCCAGCAUCAUCAGUGAACUCAGCUCCAAGCUUCAGCAAUUUGGGGGCUCCUCGGCAGCUGGUGGCGCUCUGCCCUGGGCCCGGGGAGGCAGCGGGGGAAGCGGGGACAGCCACCACGGGGGAGCCAGCUACGUCCCCGAGAGGACCUCUUCCCUGCAGCGGCAGAGACUCUCCGAAGACUCCCAGCCCUCGCUCCUCUCCAAACCCGUCAGCAGCCUGUUUCAGAACUGGCCCAAACCACCUCUGCCGCCACUCCCCACGGGAACUGGGGUCUCCCCUUCCGCCGCUGCAGCUCCGGGGGCCACGUCACCCUCAGCCUCCUCCUCCACGUCCACCCGCCACCUCCAGGGCGUGGAGUUCGAGAUGCGGCCGCCUCUGCUCCGCCGGGCCCCCAGCCCCUCACUGCUGCCCGCCUCGGAGCACAAGGUCAGCCCUGCGCCCAGGCCCUCGUCCCUGCCCAUCCUGCCUUCUGGACCCUUGUACCCGGGCCUCUUUGACAUCCGUGGCUCCCCAACCGGAGGGGCAGGAGGCUCCGCUGACCCUUUCGCCCCCGUCUUUGUGCCACCACACCCCGGGAUGUCCGGGGGGCUUGGUGGAGCCUUGUCAGGGGCCUCCCGCUCCCUCUCACCAACCCGCCUGCUUUCGCUGCCCCCGGACAAGCCCUUCGGCGCUAAACCUCUGGGGUUCUGGACCAAGUUCGACGUGGCUGAUUGGCUCGAGUGGCUGGGCUUGGCUGAGCACCGAGCACAGUUCCUGGACCACGAGAUUGAUGGCUCCCAUCUGCCCGCCUUGACCAAGGAAGAUUACGUCGAUCUGGGCGUGACCAGGGUGGGCCACCGCAUGAACAUCGACCGGGCUCUCAAAUUUUUCCUGGAGAGGUGAUGGCUGGCCUGGACGGACCAGCCCGUCCACAGAACCCUUGAGCCUACUGGCCUCUUAACCUCUGACCCCUGACCGUCAUUAUCUCCCCUGGGCCAGGGACUCUGCUAGAACUGCGCCCUGCCCUCGUCUCCCAAGGCCGGAGGUCACCGGUUGGCCAGAUCCCCGGCCAGACAUUUGCACCUCACAGGAGGGGGCAGCUGACACAAGACUGUGUGUGAAGCAGGGAGCAGGGGGGGUGGUGAUGGAGGAAAUCGCAGAGGGGGAUGGAGAAGGAGGGAAGGGUCGGUUCUGGGGAGGGGGAACAGACAGAGCCAUAGGGGGUCAGCCCUGAGCCUGAUUGGAUGGGGUUUGUCCCCGGCCGCAGGGGAAGGGGGUGCCCUCAGAUUCCACCACCUGCCGCUCCUCUAACAACCCUUCCCCCCCCUCCAGGCCCCUGGGCUCUCCCCACCCUCCCCCCUCCCC
Molecule: messenger RNA, 7108 nt
Organism: Panthera uncia (snow leopard)
Lineage: Eukaryota; Metazoa; Chordata; Mammalia; Carnivora; Felidae
Gene: SHANK1
Product: SH3 and multiple ankyrin repeat domains 1
Exons: 24
Cellular component (GO): postsynaptic density; postsynaptic membrane; dendritic spine
Molecular function (GO): ionotropic glutamate receptor binding; synaptic receptor adaptor activity
Source: RefSeq, a predicted model, not a curated record